AUGUCUGCAAUAGGUAGUAGCAUAUAUUCUACCAUUGCAGACAAUUGGCAAACAAAAAUGAUGCCAACCAUGGUCGGUCCCGCUUAUAAUCUUGAUCUCUUCUUUGCUGCAGCUUCUUAUAGUCCACCUUUGGUCUUUGAUGUAACAGAACUAAUUUAUCAAGCCAAACCAUCCGUCAUUCACACAAGCACAAAAAGUGAGGAGCUAUUCUUGACGUGUUUAAAUAUUGCAGAUGGAACAAGUAAUGCAGCUACUGUAAAGCUUAUCAAGAGUUCAUUAUUCAGCUACGAGCAAGCAUGGCAUGGAUUAAUGUACCUUCGGGUCACAGGGAUGGAUGAUGGGUUGAACAUAAGGGAAAGAAUGUCUUUUCUGAACUCCAUGAUGGACAUUCAAAGUGAGGUCCAAGUUCGUGCAACUGGAGGGCUUCUUGCGGUUCUAGAGAAUGAAAGGAUUAUAGACACCCUUGAACAGAAGGAGUGUGGAAGUGCAUCCAUUGAUGUUGACUCGGUCAUUGAAAUCUUACUAAACAAGUUUCUCAAAGUUGACUCGGCUGCACAUGAGGCAUUACAAAUAUUCCAAAUUGACAAACAUCCGAGCCACAUGGGGAUUGGCAGGGCAAAAGAAGGGUUCUCUUUAUUUGUAAUGAUGAAUAAGUGUGUAACACCAAUGGGCGGACGUCUUUUGAGGAACUGGUUUUUGAGGCCUAUACUGGACAUUGAGAAACUGAACAAGCGUUUUGAUGCUAUAACAUUCUUCCAUUCUGCUGAAGAACUUUUGGCCACUUUGCAUGAUACACUGCAGUCCAUAAAAGAUAUUCCUCACAUACUCAAGAAGUUCAAUUCUCCAAGUUCUUUUUCCACAAGUAGCGACUGGAAAGCUUUUGUAAAGAGCAUCUGUUCUCUCUUGCACAUAAACAAAAUAUUUGAAGUUGGCAUUUCAGAAAAUCUUCGAGAGGAAUUGAAGUAUUUGAACCAAGUAAUAAAACUCAACUCGUACUAA
This is a messenger RNA of Coffea arabica (coffee), 999 nucleotides long. The record is from RefSeq and is a predicted model, not a curated record. Lineage: Eukaryota; Viridiplantae; Streptophyta; Magnoliopsida; Gentianales; Rubiaceae.